UAGGCCAACGCAAACUGAUGAAAAGUCGGUCAGCUUUAUUGAACACGUUUUUUUUCCUCUGGUGGUGAAAUGCAGCCUCGGUGCCACACUGAGAUGUAGCGUCCGUGCUUGAGUUGGUUUUCUGGCUGAUCUUUCAGAGGAUUAGAAGCUGGGACUGCUAACUUUUAAUGAUGACUUUUGCCAUGCUGCGGCCCGUGGCGACGCACUUGAUCUACUCAGACUUCAAUAUCACGUCCGAGGACGAUGAAAACCGCAGCGAAAGCGACGACAGCUCGGAGCAAAGUUACUGUAGCUCUGAAAAACGAAGACGGCUUUCAGGCAACCUGGAAAGAGAAAGCACAGUGGUGGUAAAACAGAGGAGUGCGGCUAACGCCAGGGAGAGAGGUAGGACCCAAAGUGUCAACACCGCAUUCACAGCUCUCCGGACUCUCAUACCCACCGAGCCAGUGGACAGAAAGCUAUCCAAGAUCGAAACUCUUCGCCUGGCAUCCAGCUACAUUUCCCAUCUGGCCAACGUGCUUCUUCUCGGAGACGGCGGCGUGGAUGGACAGCCCUGCCUCGGCGCGGUCCAUACGCAAGGAGAGAGCGGGACGAAGCAGCCGCGGACCAUCUGCACCUUCUGUCUGAGCAACCAGAGGAAAGGGAUAAAGGAUGGAAAAGACUGUUUAAAAAUGCGAGGGCUGGGUCCGCUGCGAAUGAGACGCUGAAUGAAGACCAGUGAAUGAUUAGCAACCUGAAAAUCCUCAAAGACUUUCUCAGGGAAGAGUCAACGCUGG
Scomber japonicus (chub mackerel) is the source of this 776-nucleotide messenger RNA. RefSeq names its product transcription factor 15 (gene tcf15). Lineage: Eukaryota; Metazoa; Chordata; Actinopteri; Scombriformes; Scombridae. The transcript is spliced from 2 exons. Gene Ontology annotation, biological process: regulation of transcription by RNA polymerase II; developmental process. Gene Ontology annotation, molecular function: protein dimerization activity; DNA-binding transcription factor activity, RNA polymerase II-specific; RNA polymerase II transcription regulatory region sequence-specific DNA binding. The record is from RefSeq and is a predicted model, not a curated record. Bases 168 to 707 code for a protein of 179 amino acids.